Messenger RNA from Pediculus humanus corporis (human body louse), 897 nucleotides. RefSeq names its product origin recognition complex subunit, putative. Gene Ontology annotation, molecular function: DNA replication origin binding. Gene Ontology annotation, cellular component: nucleus; nuclear origin of replication recognition complex. NCBI's taxonomy places the organism in Eukaryota, Metazoa, Arthropoda, Insecta, Psocodea, Pediculidae. Gene Ontology annotation, biological process: DNA replication initiation; DNA replication. The coding region runs from base 1 to 897 and encodes 298 amino acids. The record is from RefSeq and is a predicted model, not a curated record. The transcript has 4 exons.
AUGUCUUCAUCUGAGACUGAAAAUAAUGUCAACAUAAGGGAUACGGAAAUUUUCAAUGAAAUACGAAAUUAUAUUAGGAAAAAAAUUAAUAAUUCUUUUGAGUAUUUUGAAAAGAUAUGGCCUCAAAAGAAACAGAUAAUGGAUAUUAUUCAAAAAUCAAUUGAACUCGGGGAAAGUAAUUCGGUUAUAAUAUGUGGUUCUCCUGGGAGUGGAAAAACAACGGUUAAAAAAAGAGUAUUAUCUAGAUUUUCUCAAAGAAUAAUUUUACUCAAUCAAACUGCAACAUUAGAUGAAAGAUUAACUCUUUUUCAAAAUAUUUUCUUGUUAAAACAAGAAGAUUUGACUAAUGUCGAUGAAAUAUACAAAAUUCUUUGGAACACUAGAAUAAAUGAAUUAAUUGGAAAUAAUGAUGUUCUCAAUGAUAUAAAAAAACAGUUGGAUGUUGAUCCGAGUCAAACUAAAUUUAGAAACCUUAUGUUUAAGUUAUUUAAUACAGUAACUUUUGAACAACCUUUAUUAACAGCUGAUAGUGUAAAGAAAGUAUUCAACAUUUCUGAUAAUUACAUUUCAAUUUUAACUAUCAGAUAUCAGUCUGUUACUUACGAAAGAGAGCCAUUUAAUUUUGAAAUGAUUUACUCUCAGUAUUUAAAAUUCUGUAAAAAAAAUUCAACAGCACUAAUUACUGAACGUUCAGUAGUUUUUAAAGGUUUUCAAAGACUUCAAGAACUUGAAAUUAUAGUACCAGUGAAAAAAAGUAUUGGUCAUGGUCAUGGAAAGUUUUUAAUGGAAUAUCAAUUGUUUAAUUUUAAUUUAACUGAGGAACAAGCAACAGAAGGAGUUAAAUUUAACACUGAACUGACUACUGACAUACGUCAAUGGUCAAUUAUUAAUAAUUAA